This is a messenger RNA of Prosopis cineraria, 576 nucleotides long. RefSeq lists its product as uncharacterized. Bases 1 to 576 code for a protein of 191 amino acids. NCBI's taxonomy places the organism in Eukaryota, Viridiplantae, Streptophyta, Magnoliopsida, Fabales, Fabaceae. The record is from RefSeq and is a predicted model, not a curated record. The transcript is spliced from 2 exons.
AUGGAUGAACCCAUUCCUGAGGAGCCUGUGGCUAAUGCUCCAAGAGCUCAAAAGGAUGCUUACACAAAGCAUACCAAUGACUUAGUGGAUGUAGGAUGUCUAAUGUUAGCUACCAUGGUUUCAGAACUUCAAAGACAUUUGGAACACAUGGAGGCUUAUGAGAUGAUUGUACAUCUCAAGGAAAUAUUCCAGCAACAGGUAAGGCAAGAGAGGUAUGAGACCAUCAAGGCCUUACACUCUUGCAAGAUGGCUGAGGGUGCAUCAUUUAGCACUCAUGUUUUAAAGAUGAAGAGCUAUAUUGAUCACCUUGAAAGGCUUGGAUUUCCCUUAAACCAGGAGUUUGCUACAGAUUUGAUCUUAAACUCACUCCUGAAAAGUUAUGACCAGGUAGUAAGCUGGAAGAGCUUAAAGCAGAGCAUAAUAGCUGAUUCUGCAAUAAAAGCUGAGUAUCUAGCAGCAUCAGAUGUAGCAAAGGAAGCCGUUUGGAUUAGGAAGUUCAUUGUUGAACUAGGAGUGGUACUUAACAUCUCAGAUCCAAUGAACUUGUUCUAUGACAAUAGCGGUGCAAUUACAUAG